UUGAAGUGUUAAAACAAAAUUGAAGUUCUUGAAAAGAUGGCGCUCAGGUUGAAUACAAAGCUUAUGAAAGUCGCGGAUGAAUUUGCGGAUUUUGAAAAUGAACCUCGUCCCAUUUUUCGCACUCGAGAAACAGACUCCAUGUUCAUCCUCACCUUCCAACUCAAAGGGUUUAGACCUGCUAAGGUUGAAAGAAGCGACGAUUGGACUAAAAUCAAAGUAAGAGUAGAAAAGGUGGUUCAAGGCAGAUUAAGCGGCUAUCAUAAUAUCGAGACUUGGGUAGUUGAGAAAUCGUUCAAAGUCCCACCAGGGGUCCUUACGGAUCAAGUUAGAGCUAGGUUCAAUGAAGAUGACUCGGAGCUCAUAAUCCGAAUGCCAAAAGCUACAAAAGGCCUUAGGGGGUUUGGAAUUGAGGAGUUAAAAGAAAACCAAACGCCAGAACCUGAUAAACCAUUACACAUUUAUACCAGUGGAGAGUUGUCUGAUGAACAAGAAAAUCAAGAAACUGAAGCAAAUCAAGAUAAAGAAAACUCGAAACGAGAACAAAUUGAGACCAAUGAUAAUGAUAGCAAAAAUGAUGAAAGCCCGGAACCGAAAUCGGCUCCAAGGAGGUUCAAAAUAUGUACUCCUCUCGUAUUUGGAUCGGCAUUCUUUAUGUCUCUCAUUGUGUUAGUUUUCCACUUGGUCCAACAGUCUGAAAAGCCAAUUAAACAACGAAAGAAAGAAGAUGAAGAUUAGUUAAGUUGGUGGUUAAUUGUUGUUGAUCCUAAGAAUAAUGGAGUAUAUAUUUCUUUUCAUGCGUUUAAAUGGUUGGAACUUGGAACAAAUAAUACAUGAUAUAAUGUACAUAACAAUAAAAUGUAAGCUUAAAA
Molecule: messenger RNA, 869 nt
Organism: Erigeron canadensis
Lineage: Eukaryota; Viridiplantae; Streptophyta; Magnoliopsida; Asterales; Asteraceae
Exons: 2
Coding region: 37-735 (232 amino acids)
Source: RefSeq, a predicted model, not a curated record